Molecule: messenger RNA, 1791 nt
Organism: Entrophospora candida
Lineage: Eukaryota; Fungi; Glomeromycota; Glomeromycetes; Entrophosporales; Entrophosporaceae
Source: the annotation of a GenBank genome assembly
AUGUCACAAUUAAGGAAAAAGGGACCAGAAAUUAUUUUAUAUCCUGAAGAAAAGUAUGUAUAUCAACAAUUAUUUCAAGUAGCUGAUGAAGAGAAAAAAGGUUAUAUCAAAGGAAUACGUGCUACAAAUUUUUUGAGAAAAUCAAAUUUACCUUUAAGUACCUUGAGUAAAAUAUGGGACUUGGCUGAUUAUGAGGAUCGAGGUGUCUUAACAAUACAAACUUUUAUUAUUGCUGUUAAACUAAUUGCUUUAGUUCAAAAUGGUCAAAAGCCUGAUGUGGCUUUAUUAAAAGCUAAGAUACCAUUACCGCAUUUUGAGGAUAUUAACAUAGAAACAGCCUAUAUUAUUGCUGACGAUGAUCGUGAAAAAUAUAAAAAAAUAUUCUCAAGGUUGGAGCAUGGAAAUGGUGACAAGGCAAGAGAAUGUUUUUUGCGAUCUAAAUUAUCAUCAACAACACUCUUUCAGAUUUGGGAUUUAGCUGAUACAAAACAUAGAGGAAGACUUGAUAUUAAUGAAUUUAUCAUUGCAAUGCAUCUAAUAAAACAGUAUAUGGCCAAAAAUAUCAGGGAAAUUCCACAAACUCUUCCAAGUGGAUUUUAUGAACUGGCUGCCAGCGUUAAUCUCGAUGCAUCAUCACCGUCACUUUUUCCAGGAAAUUUAUCAAGUCCUUCAAGUACUCCUAGAAGUGAAAUGUCACCUGCUGUUAAAAAUCCUACUUUAAAUCCAGAUGGAUUUAAUACAAAAUAUGCAUUUAUAGAGGAUUCGUGGGAUGUGACACACCAAGACAAAACAGAAUAUGAUAAAAUUUUUGAUUCUAUUGAUCAGAUGAAACGUGGAUUUUUAACAGGUAGCGAGGCAGCAAAAUUUUUGGUGGAAUCAAAUUUGAAUCAAGAUACACUGGCAACGAUAUGGAGUCUUUCUGAUAUAGAUAAAACUGGAUGUCUUAAUCGUGAAAAAUUUGCUGUCACUAUGUAUUUGAUCCAAAAAACGUUAAAUGGAUUUCCAUUACCAACCACUUUGCCAACAAGUCUUAUUCCACCAUCAAUGCGUCAUACUACUGACAAUCAAUACAAAGCAGCUAGUAAUUUUUUUGAUUUAGAAGAAUCUUCGACUCUUGAACCACAAAUGAUUGACCCGUUUGGUGACACUGAUAUACAUACUGAAAUUGCAAUUGAAAGUAGUGAAAUAAAAAAUUAUGAACCCCAAAUUGAUAUUCAUAUACCUUACGAUAGCUAUUCUACAAGAAAUAGCUCUUACAGCACCACAUCUAAUUGUAAUCACGAUGCAAAUAUAUGUGAUGAGUGUGUUAAUAAAUACAUCGAAAGCGAUUUAAAUGAUAAAGGUAAUAUAAACAUUAAGUGUCCUUUUGCGGGAUGUCAUGUAAUUUUAGAUUGUUAUGAAAUAAAAAAUCUUGUUAAAAAAGAUUUAUAUGAAAGGUAUGAUAAAUUAGCAUUACGUAAAGCACUUCAACAAAUGUCAGAUAUCAGGUGGUGUAAAAAUUCUAAAUGUGGAUCAGCUCAAUCUCAUAUAGGAAGUGACUCUGAGCCAAUAUUAACAUGUGGUGAUUGUGGAACUAAAAGUUGUUUUGUACAUGAUUCAUUAUGGCACGAAGGAUUAACUUGCGAACAGUACGAUGAAGUUGAGAGAAUUAGAAAUGAGGCCACUCAAACCUAUCUAGAACAACAUACCAAGCCUUGUCCUAAAUGUGGAGUAAGAAUUUCAAAGGAUGAAGGGUGUGAUCAUAUGACAUGUAAAGUUCUUGAAUGCAAACAUGAAUUCUGUUGGUUGUAA